Molecule: messenger RNA, 1197 nt
Organism: Aspergillus oryzae RIB40
Lineage: Eukaryota; Fungi; Ascomycota; Eurotiomycetes; Eurotiales; Aspergillaceae
Product: putative proline utilization protein PrnX-like
Exons: 2
Coding region: 1-1197 (398 amino acids)
Cellular component (GO): cytoplasm
Source: RefSeq, a predicted model, not a curated record
AUGCCGUUGACUAUCCUCUCUCAGGCACAGCUCCGCUCUCUCCUGCUGUCGCUGACCCGCGAUGAGAUUAUAUCGCUGCAACAAAACUUAGCGCAGGCGUUGCGAGAAUACUCGACGGGAAACCAGGAACAGGGCUGCUCUGCUACCUAUCAGCCCCAGAGAACUGCAAUCACCCGCAAGAAUGGCUCCACAACGCUUUUUAUGCCCGCCAGUACCGGCCGCACCAUCGGCAUGAAAAUGAUCUCGCUCCAGGAUGGGGGCACCGCGGGGUGUGCUGUAGAAACCGGUUUGGAUAUAUCCGAGGCUGGUUCCCGAGACACCUCCCCGCAAGGCAGCGUGACACUACUUGACGAGCAAAGCAUGCCAUUUGGGCUGAUCAAUGCGCACGAGCUCACUCCAUUCCGCACUGCACUAACGUCUACAAUGAUCUUCAACAAACGCAAGCGAGUGCGCACAGUGGUAGUCUUCGGGGCAGGCAAGCAGGCUUACUGGCACAUCCGACUGGCACUGACAUUGCGGGGAUCGGAAAUCAAACGGGUCUUCAUCAUUAAUAGGUCUUUCGAUCGGGCAGCAGAACUUCUGCGAGACAUUUAUUCACCGGAGAACUCUAGUUGGCGCGGGGACGUGAAGUUCUCGGCUGUUAGUAGCGACUUCGUCGAGUACUCACGCAUCUUGCAGGACGCCCUGAACAAAGCCGAUGCGAUCUUCUGCUGCACCCCUUCCAUUCAGCCACUCUUUCCUGGGGAGAUACUCACGUCACACGAAGCCCGCCGCAAAGGCCGACUGAUCAGCGCGAUUGGUUCAUACAAGCCACACAUGACGGAGUUGCCCCCAGAGAUCAUACGUGACGAGGUUAAGGCACACGGUUCGCAUCGGCAUUUCCACAAACACGUCAAGCGUAGCGGGGUUGUGGUUGUGGACAGUCUUGAGGCAGCAUUGAAGGAGGCCGGAGAGCUGAUUCAAGCCGAGAUCAAGCCGAAUCAGGUUGUCGAGCUGGGCGAGUUGUUGAUGGUGCGCUGUGCUGCCCAAGAUAAGGACCAAGAGACCGACGAUGGUAAAAGCUUACGCGAGUGGGCUGAGCGAGGCAAUGUGAUUUUCAAGGGGGUGGGGUUGGGAUUGAUGGACUUGGUCACUGGCGGUGAUCUCGUUCAGCUGGCGCGGCAACGGAAUAUCGGGACCAUGGUGGAAGAAUUCUGA